GUAUUUGAACUCGUGUGUCAGUGAGUUCUGAAAAGAGUAGAACAGAAUACAACGGUGAGUUCUACAUGAUAUUAUGAUGUCACUGAUGUCAUGAGAGGCAGAGGUGGAGAAGCAGAUGUUUGGUGGAUUGUGGUCAUUUCACCAUCAGCACCGAGAGAGAGAAACACACGUUUGAAGGAGACAGUCGUACGUUCUGAAUUUGAAAAGAUUCAAGCUUGAAGGUUCAUUCUCUACCUUGGAAAUACUAAACUGAGAAGAUCUGGCAAAGAAAAAUGUCAUCGUGGCCAAAUGCAGAUGCCUCUGGUGCAUCAGUCACACUGACAGCACCUGAGGUUCAGGCAGGUCAAACUCUGCUCGGCAGCUCUCCUGGUUACUCCGUUCUGGAGUUUGUUGGUGAAGGCUGCUUUGGUAAAGUGGCCAAGUGCCAAAAUCUGGCAACAAAAGAGACAGUGGCUGUUAAGAUCCUCAAGAAUGACAUUGAUUUUAUCCAGGACACUGAGAAAGAGGUGUCCAUGUUAGAGGUCAUCAGUGUGCUGAAUCCAGACCACACUAACGUGGUGAAGUUCUUCGAGCGGUUUGAACAUAUGGGACUGACCUGUCUAGCAUUCGAGAUGCUGGACAGGAGUCUCUAUGAGCUGCUCCAAGAACGAGACUGGAAACCACUGUCCCUGAACGAGAUCCGGCCGGUCGCAAAGCAGCUGUUGGUGGCCUUAGACGCCCUGAAGGGUCUCGGUAUCCUGCAUACCGAUAUCAAACCGGACAACAUUAUGUUUGUCAACAAGCAGGACCAGCCCCUCAGAGUAAAAUUAAUAGACUUCGGCGAAGCUAUUCCAGCCUCCAAAGUCCAGCCUGGGAUGGAGCUUCAGCCGGCCGGAUACAGGGCUCCAGAAGUUGCCCUUGGCCUGCCCUUCACCGAGGCUAUAGAUGUGUGGGGAGUCGGCUGCAUCCUGGCUUUCCUCUACCUCGCUGAAAACCUCUUCCCUGUCGACUGUGACUAUCAGAUGAUGAAGUGCAUGGUUGAGGUUCUGGGUCGGCCGGAGGACCACCUGCUCCGUGCUGGGAAAUAUACCCGGUACUUUUUCAGUGAGGAGGAGUCUGCUGACGGUCCAACAUGGAGGCUGAUGACGCCUGAAGAAUAUACAGCUGCCAACAGUGUGAAACCAGAAGAGCGGAACAGCUUAAUUGACCUGCCCGGCUCUCUGGAUGACCUGGUUAAUAUUUAUCCAAAAGGGGAAGCUGCUGAAUUUGAGGACAGGAGGGCUUUUGUGGACCUCAUGAAACAGCUGCUGCAUCUGGACGGGGAUCAGAGAAUCUCUCCCCAUCAAGCUCUGCAGCACCCGCUCGUCACAAUGUCCCACCUGACCGAGCACCCUGACAGCAGAGCCUAUCUCACCACCUCUCAAGCUAUGAUGAGCGUCUGCUCAAUGGAGGACUCAGCAGACAGGAUGAACACCUCUGCAGUUUGCAAACCUGUCCAAGAGUCAGCCUACCUGCCCUCGGGGUCCAGUGACGAUGCUCCAGCCACCAGGUCAUUUGAUGAAACCAAAGCCACUGUUUCCUAUGACGAUGGUCCCACCACAGGGUCAUCUGACGGAGUUCCAGUCACUUGCUCCUAUGACGAAGAUCCAGCUGCCUGGUUUUCUAAAGCAGCUCAAGCCAAAGACUCCUAUGAAGAUGCACCAGCUCCUGUGACAUCUGAUGGAGGACUACUUUCUCUCUCCUAUGACGAAGAUCCAGCUGCCUGGUCUACUGACGGAGCUAAACCAACAGACGUCCCGGCUGCAGCCACGGCCAUCUCUGGUCGUACUAAAUACAUGCUUAAGAGGAUCCGCAGAUUCUUCAGUCAAAUCACGGCUAACUUUUGUUGCUGUUGGUGUCCCGCUGUGGAGGACUGAUUCCAUAUUCAUUGUUCGUGUUCCUUUUUUUCCUGGUCUUUGAUAACGUAUGUCUGUUUAGUUUUACUUUGUUACUUUUUGUAAAUAAAACUGAUUGGUUGAUUGCACUGCAAUACGAGGUCUCAGUCUACCGUCAUUACUUGCUACAAAGUCAAUGAAAAAUAAAGGCCUAGUGUUUGCAGAAUGGGGUUUCAUUCUGUAAACAAUAAC
This is a messenger RNA of Siniperca chuatsi (mandarin fish), 2105 nucleotides long. Its product is annotated as homeodomain-interacting protein kinase 1-like. The transcript has 9 exons. The coding region runs from base 273 to 1895 and encodes 540 amino acids. Gene Ontology annotation, molecular function: protein serine/threonine kinase activity; transcription corepressor activity; protein tyrosine kinase activity. The record is from RefSeq and is a predicted model, not a curated record. Gene Ontology annotation, biological process: intrinsic apoptotic signaling pathway in response to DNA damage by p53 class mediator; peptidyl-serine phosphorylation; positive regulation of transcription by RNA polymerase II. Gene Ontology annotation, cellular component: cytoplasm; nucleus; PML body. Lineage: Eukaryota; Metazoa; Chordata; Actinopteri; Centrarchiformes; Sinipercidae.